Messenger RNA from Alosa alosa (allis shad), 1765 nucleotides. RefSeq names its product sorbitol dehydrogenase (gene sord). The coding region runs from base 113 to 1177 and encodes 354 amino acids. The record is from RefSeq and is a predicted model, not a curated record. Lineage: Eukaryota; Metazoa; Chordata; Actinopteri; Clupeiformes; Clupeidae. The transcript has 9 exons. Gene Ontology annotation, biological process: D-sorbitol catabolic process. Gene Ontology annotation, molecular function: L-iditol 2-dehydrogenase (NAD+) activity; zinc ion binding.
AGGAAGUGAGUGCGAUGACACUUGUCCACUUGACCUGCUGUUUUGGUGCACGAGUUUGCAGAUUCAGCUAACGGAGUUGGUGUUAUUCUCAACUGACUACUAUUGAGUAAAAAUGGAUAAAACUAACCUUUCAGUGGUGCUGCAUUCCAAAGGCGAUCUGAGACUGGAACAUCGACCAAUACCUGAACCAGGACCAAAUGAGGUGUUACUGCAGAUGCACUCUGUGGGGAUCUGCGGAUCCGAUGUCCACUACUGGCAGAACGGACGAAUUGGAGACUUUGUGGUGAAGAAGCCCAUGGUUCUCGGGCAUGAGGCGUCCGGUCGGGUCGUCAAGGUGGGUUCGGACGUCACUCACCUCAAACCAGGGGACAGAGUUGCGGUAGAGCCCGGUGUGCCCCGGGAAAUGGACGAGUUCUUCAAGUCAGGACGCUACAAUCUUUCCCCAACAAUAUUCUUCUGCGCCACACCCCCCGACGAUGGCAACCUUUGCCGAUACUACAAACACAGUGCCAACUUCUGUUACAAGUUGCCCGAUAACGUAACGUUUGAGGAAGGAGCGUUGAUUGAGCCCCUGUCUGUGGGCAUUCAUGCCUGCCGCAGAGCCGGGGUGGCCUUGGGGAGUACUGUGCUCGUCUGUGGGGCAGGCCCCAUUGGUCUGGUGUGUCUGUUGGCGGCGAAAGCCAUGGGAGCCUCUCAGGUUGUCAUAACUGACCUUUCGUCGGAGAGGCUCUCCAUGGCGAAGGAGCUGGGGGCGGACUUCCCUCUGGAGGUGAAGAGGGAGGACACAGCGGAGCAGCUGGCUAAGAAGGUUGAGGGGUUGCUGGGGGACCAGCCCCACGUCACCAUCGAGUGUACCGGCGUCCAGAGCAGCGUGCAGACUGCCAUCUACGCCACGCGCCCUGGGGGUGUGGUGGUGCUGGUGGGGAUGGGGGCAGAGAUGACCACAGUCCCCCUCCUCAACGCGGCGGUCAGAGAGGUGGACAUCAGAGGGGUGUUCCGCUACUGCAACACUUGGCCCAUGGCCAUCUCAAUGCUGGCUUCUAAGAAGGUGAACGUGGCGCCACUGGUGACGCACCGUUUCCCCCUGGAGCAGGCCGUGCAGGCCUUCGAGACCACCCGCCAGGGCCUCGGCGUCAAGGUCAUGCUCAAGUGCGACGAAAACGACCAGAACCCCUGAACUUCCCUGAGGACAACCCCCUCACCUGGAAACAACCUCUGACCUCACACUUGAGGAGAACUCUACAGUCCAUCCCCCUGUCCAGCGUAGGCACCACUGACAGGCCCGCUGCUACAGCAGAGCCACAUGAGAAGCCAUAACUAGUCAUAUUGUAAUUGUGAAUAAACAGAGAGCGAAUGUCUAUACAGCAAUGAGAUCAGUGUUACGCUGUUUGAAACACUACUGAAGAGCUUAGGGUUUGAAUUCAAGCAGUUAUAACACUUGAUUCAUAAGUGAUAUCAAAAUAGGCGAGUUUUUAAUGGAGUUAAUAAUAAUUUCUCAUGUGAGCACUUGUGUUGUCCCCUCAAAACGUGGGUAAUUGAGUUUCUUAUUACAAGCCAAUUCUAUUAGAAAUUCAUUAUGUUUUUAUAACAAUAAUUUCAAGCCAUAAAACGGCAAUGAUUUGUGAAUAAUUUAUAACUACUGCCUUUCAUCUUUCUUGAGUAUAAGUAGAAUAAGUAUACUUCAGAGAAAAGCUUUUUGAUAUUUUUGUGAUCAUGUAACAGAAAAGUCAAUCGCAAGUCAAUUAAAGUCUCCCCCUACAUCCUU